ACUUUCCCAUCUGGUGCUUGAGAUGGUAUGCCUUGGCUGUGGCAUCGUGUAAACCCGAGUCUACCCAAAAUUAUGUGGUGUUAGUUCAGCUCAGCUCAACACUCCAAGAAUUUUUUUAGAACUGAUCUUGACCUUUGAAGGCACCCUCCACAAAGUGGAGAUCUCGUUCCAGCCUCUGUUUUAAUUUGUCCAUGGCGACACACCCGCGAACGAGUCAAUGAUUCACAGGGAAUUGAAAACGAGAUAAUCUGCAGGGGGAAAAAAAGCCAAUCGACCAAAAGACCGAUCUCAGACUUUUUGAUCGUUAAACUGCAAUGCAGGAAAAUGGAGAACCAGAGACGGAGGGAUGGAGGGGAUUAUGUACGUGGGAUGAAACGCGUCUUCCCCGCCAUGACAUAAGGGAUCUGCUUGGCCUUAUCGCCUUAGGCCAGUUAAGCGCAGCUUCUGUCGCAGCCAAUUUCAGCGGUCAGCGACCGAUUGUCUUGGUAUAUCUCCACACUUCAGCUCGCCUUUUCGAUGGCUUAAUUGCAGCCUGGUGAUUCCUUUGAUCGCCAGCUUAUGUCCACAAGAAGGUGAUCCGGUUCCUUUUUUCCCGUGGUCCCUUUUUCUUCGUUCCUUUGGAACCCAAAAAGACUUUGGAUCUACCCCACCAACACCCAGCGCACUAGCAUCAUGAAGGCAACUCGAAAUAUCUACAAAAAUGACGUCGACUUUACGACGCUGGCUUUGCAGUCGCCUGAUUUCGCCAAAUAGUAUGUCUAUGAUUGUGGUAAUAUUUUA
This is a messenger RNA of Aspergillus wentii DTO 134E9, 780 nucleotides long. RefSeq lists its product as uncharacterized. Lineage: Eukaryota; Fungi; Ascomycota; Eurotiomycetes; Eurotiales; Aspergillaceae. The record is from RefSeq and is a predicted model, not a curated record. The transcript has 2 exons. Bases 315 to 539 code for a protein of 74 amino acids.